UCUAAGACAAGAAUUUUGGGACGGAGGGAGUAUAUAUUAAGUGAGUCGAGUGACGAUGCUUGUUUUCUUUGACUACAUCAUGUGAUACACUUGUAAGUUUUAAGAGCUUUCGACUCUGGAGACAAGUUCUGCAUUGACAAGUAAUCCAAUAUAAAAAAUUAUUGGAUGAAAGGGAUUUCUACCCAAGUCCUUCAUAGCUGGCACUAUCAUACUGUCACGGAUAAGUUUUCUUCCACCUUUGAAUGUUUUUUUUAUGUUAAUGUCAUUGUUCCGCUAGCUAAACAGACCUUGUUGAUCCUCUUAGAUGUGCCUCUUUUCAUCCCUCUCUGUGAAAAGAAGGUGGGAGAUCACAUAAUAAACAUAGUGCUGGUGAGUAGCAUCGGUCCCAACAUUUUUCCCGCACCGCUUCUUAUUCUAACAAUGGGCAGUUUCUCUGCAGUUGCACAAAUAUUAUCCUAGGCUUUAUCCCGACGAUUCCAUUGACUAUGUCUCUUCCAUGUACUUCGUCAACUCCCCCCCUCCUCCGUACUGAGAAGCUUCAAAGUACAAGGAUCGUGUAAAUACUCCUCCUUCCUGAAGCUUGCAGGAAGCUAUAGGAACCAUUUAGCAUGACAAUGCCCAAUACCAAUAGCAUGUUGAGGUUUUCCCGUAUAGCUUAUGCAGUUGUUGUCGUCCUAGCCCUAGGCAGUAGAACCUGCAAUUGCUUGCAAUUUACUUAUCCCAACUUCAACACAAUCAAUAGGGAUGAUUUCAGUUUCAGCCCAGGCUCCACAAUUGCAGAUGGUGCCCUGCAAAUCACCCAAAGUACCGGAAACAUGCGCCACCAAUUGGGGAGAGUGGUCUAUGCAAGGGAAACCCUCAAGCUGUGGAACAACAAGCGGGCGGCGCCCACCUCGUUCAGGACAGAUUUCCUGCUCAACAUCAUCCCUGGUCAGAAUGGGGCUGGAGAAGGUAUGGCAUUUGUGCUCACAAACAAUCCAUCAUUGCCCAACAACAGCAGUGGCCAGUGGCUUGGCAUAUGCAAUGACACGACAGAUGGCACGAAGAUGGACCCAGUAGUUGCUAUCGAGUUUGACACGAGGAAGAGCUAUGAGGAUGACCUUGACGGCAACCAUAUCGGCAUCGACAUCAACAACAUCAAAUCUAUUCGGCAGUACCCGCUUAGUAAUGUUUCCAUCAUCCUCUCAAGUGGGUCCGAUGUAUGGGUCAGUAUCAGGUACCACGGCACAUCGAAAUUGUUUCAAGUAUUUCUAGUCCAACACAACAUCCGUGGGCGGUAUGUCUACCAAGGAGAUAUCUACAUUGAUCUAUCACAGCUUCUGCAGGACAAGAUAUAUCUUGUAUUUGCAGGUUCCACUGGCAACUUCACCCAACUGAACCAGAUAAAGUCAUGGAACUUCACCAUGAUAGAUGAAUAAGCUUGCGUUUCACUAGCCUUCGAGCAGCAAUUAGCGCGAUAUGGAGUUGUCGGACGUCGGGUUGCUCUUCAUGGGAGGGGCUCGACAGCACAACAGUUUCUGCUCCAUGACCUAUACUUCUCUCAUGGGGAAGUGAGUAUUGUGGAAAUUUGUACUAUUGUAUUGAGAGUGUCGAGUGUUCACUAUGAUGUGCUUAUGAAGUUGUAGGUUACAUUCCUGCUUGUUUUAUGGCUGAAUAAUUUUAUA
This is a messenger RNA of Triticum dicoccoides, 1664 nucleotides long. Its product is annotated as probable L-type lectin-domain containing receptor kinase S.5. The record is from RefSeq and is a predicted model, not a curated record. The transcript has a single exon. The coding region runs from base 609 to 1418 and encodes 269 amino acids. Lineage: Eukaryota; Viridiplantae; Streptophyta; Magnoliopsida; Poales; Poaceae. Gene Ontology annotation, molecular function: carbohydrate binding.